AUGGCCGUGGUUGUCUCUGCAAAAGUGCUAGAGAAGGCUUCAGAGCCUGCAGCAGUGCAAUCGACCGAGCCAUGCCUCCUUUAUCGGUCGCUGAUCGAGCGGCCGAGCAACGUGGAGAUGGCAACUGGCAGCUAUCUCUAUCUAGAUGACGGGCGCAAGAUCCUCGACGCCUGCGGCGGAGCAGCAGUGGCGGUCCUGGGACACGGAAACGCCGAAGUGAUCGGAGCUGUGAUGAAGCAGAUGCAAAAGGUGUCGUAUGUGCACACUCUAUCGUACGGCACAGACUCGUCCGAGGAGCUGGCGCACGCGGUGCUGCACUUUUCCGACGGCAGUUUCGACCAUGGCCUUGUCAAGGCCUUUUUCGUCGGCAGCGGCAGCGAGGCCAACGAUGCUGCGAUGAAGUGUGCGCGACAGUACUGGUACGAGAAGGGCGAGACGCAACGGCGGUUCUACGUGGCGCGCAAGCAGAGCUAUCACGGGAACACGAUUGGGAGCAUGUCGAUCUCGGGCAUGGCCGGCCGCAAGAUGCCGUACAACGAGAUUUUACCGACCAAUGUGUCGUUUGUCAGCGCAGCCGAUGCCUUCCAUGGCCGAAAGGCCGACGAGACAGAGGCAAUGUUUGUCAGCAGGCUGGUGGCCGAGUUAGAGGCCGAGUUUGUGAGGCUGGGGCCGGAGAAUGUGAUUUCGUUUAUCGGCGAGACGGUCAGUGGCGCGGCACUCGGCACGCUUGCAGCUCCGACGGGUUACUGGCGAUCGGUGCGCAACCUCUGCGACAAGUACGGCAUCCUGCUGCACAUGGACGAGGUGAUGUGCGGCACCGGGCGGACGGGCUCGUACUUUGCCUUUGAGCAAGAGGGCAUCCGGCCGGACAUUGUGACGGUCGGCAAGGGUCUCGGCGGCGGCUAUGUGCCCAUUGCCGGGAUGCUCGUCGGCGAUCGCGUCGUCGACGCCCUCCGACACGGUUCAGCCACCUUCAACCACGGUCAGACGUAUCAGGCCCAUCCGGUCUCGUGUGCCGCCGCUCUGGCAGUGCAGACGAUCCUCCGGCGGGAUGGCCUCGUGGCGCGGGUGGCAGCCCGCGCCAAGACGCUGCAGACACUGCUGCAGGCAGCUUUUGCCGGCUGCGUCCACGUGGCCGACAUCCGGGGCCGUGGUUUCUUCUGGUCGGUCGAGUUUAUGCAGGACAGCACCAGCCGGCAGCCGUUUCCACGGCGCGUCAACUUUGGGCCGCACGUGCAGCGGGUGGCGUUUGACAAGGGCGUGGCCGUGUAUCCGGGAGCUGGAACGAUCGACGGGAUUCUCGGAGAUCAUGUGCUGCUGGCGCCGCCAUACAUGGCGUCGGACGAGGAGCUGCGCACGGCGGUAGCUACGUUGCGGGAGGCGUACGACGAGGUGGUGAAGAGCCUAGAUUAG
Molecule: messenger RNA, 1413 nt
Organism: Grosmannia clavigera kw1407
Lineage: Eukaryota; Fungi; Ascomycota; Sordariomycetes; Ophiostomatales; Ophiostomataceae
Product: aminotransferase class 3
Exons: 2
Coding region: 1-1413 (470 amino acids)
Cellular component (GO): cytosol
Molecular function (GO): transaminase activity; pyridoxal phosphate binding
Source: RefSeq, a predicted model, not a curated record